AUGACGUGCUGCUUCGAGGGAUGCUUCAGCUGGUUCGCCUCCGAAAGUGCGCCGGAGAAGAAGCAGCCUCCGAGCAAAGAUUCGACGCGCCGUCACCAUCACCACAAGGCGACGCCACCAGCAUCACCAAAGAUGGAGGUCACCUACUCCGUCACGGGCAUGCCUCUGGUGGUGGAGCCUGAGGGCAACCAGGUGCACUACUCCCUGACGGGCAUGCCCAUGUACCCAGAAGGUCGCGAGCAGCUCGAGCCGAUGGUCAAGGCUAAGGCCGGGAGCCUCAAGCGCGGGGCCACCAACGAGAGCUCCAUCAGCAACUUCACCGCUGCGGGCUCCUUCAACAACAGCAACAAGCACUUCUCGAUCACUGGGAUGGAGGUGAAGCAACUCCUGUCUUGA
Effrenium voratum is the source of this 396-nucleotide messenger RNA. NCBI's taxonomy places the organism in Eukaryota, Dinophyceae, Suessiales, Symbiodiniaceae. The record is from the annotation of a GenBank genome assembly.